AAAGGUAUGAGACGCGUGUGAUCUGAGUAUUGUACUUGCCUUCAACCUAUUACAUAAAGGGAUUGGGAAUUUUCCAUUUCUCUCCUUUUCAUAACAAAUUAUUGAAAUCAAACAUGAAUUUAGAAGAUUUAUUGCAAGCUUCAGGUUCUCCAGAUACGACUUGUGUACCAUCAUCGCCAAUUUCAUAUUCAAAAGACGAGAAACUAGACAAUCCACAAAGCGAGAAACUGUCUAGCAAGGAAGAUGUAGACUUAUCUGAGAAAACUAUUCGAUUUCUUAAAUUACAGAUGAAUGCAAAGGGAAUUAUUGACGCGUUUGAACGCGAUUCCCUACAAAGUUCAUUGGAAAUAAAGAAUUUAAAAUUACAACUGGAUGAAGAACGAAGAUUAAAUGAACAAUUUAAAAUAAACACGAUGGUGAAACUUCAAAGGACAAUUGAACAAUUAGAAAAUGAAAACCAUCAUCUUCUAAACCAAAAUGAAGAAUUACUAGUCCUCAAAAAUGAACAUGAAACGAAACAGAAAUUAUUAAAACAAGAUAUUACAACACUUGAAGAGAACUAUAAAGCAUGUUUCGUACGAAUCGGGAAUUUGGAGCAUGAAAAUUCUACUUUGAAAACUUCAUUGUGUAAUCAAAGUAGGGAUGUCGGGCAGGGGUCUCAUGUAGAUACGGAAUUACCCAAAGAUUGGAGAGAACAGUUUAAAGAGAAAAUCAAACCAAAAAGGUCCUUGGGUCAUCACAAUGUCCGGCUACGUGAUGUUAAGUUACAAGAGGAUUCCCAACGAGAAAGGAAAAGGGAUAGGGAACAUGUAGAAUCUUGCGAAAAUAAGAGUCAAGCAGACACAUUUUUCCCAAGGGUUACGGAAACACGUUCUCGAAUUCUCAGACUUCAAGAAUCGUUUUCAGAUUUGGAAUCCCAGCAUGACUCUUUCCGACAAAUUUGCGAUUCUUUAAGGCAGAAGUUAAAAACUGACUCUAGUAAAACCAAGCAAAGACUCUUGAAACUAGAAAAUCUUCUUCAAAAUCGCUCUCCUCCAUCGUACACAUUUUCCCUAAGUUGCACACAUCAGUUUCCGCAUGACUCUCGUGCAGAACAAUUCACUAAAACAAAAAACGAAACUCAUAAUCAAGUAUUCACUCAAAUUCCCAUGCCUUUCGAUGCCUCAUAGGAUCGUGACUAACUUGAACAAACAUUCUACAUUUAUUAAACAUUAGUUUACGAGUA
This is a messenger RNA of Schizosaccharomyces octosporus yFS286, 1225 nucleotides long. Its product is annotated as horsetail movement protein Hrs1/Mcp6. The record is from RefSeq and is a predicted model, not a curated record. The transcript has a single exon. The coding region runs from base 114 to 1169 and encodes 351 amino acids. NCBI's taxonomy places the organism in Eukaryota, Fungi, Ascomycota, Schizosaccharomycetes, Schizosaccharomycetales, Schizosaccharomycetaceae.